AUUUGCUAAAGUGUGAGAAACGCUUUAAAAGUCUUGUGUGUAUGUGUGCGUACACAUGUGAGAAUAAUGUUUAUAUUUUAAAGGAGUACGCGUUGAAUGUAAUGUGCGACAAGAAAAAAGUGAUAAAUUAAUAAUGAAUAUGAGGAAAAAAGUGGCAUAAAAUUAUUAAUGGCAUGAUAAUUACAUAAAAGUAUAGCAAAAUAAUAUGAGCAAAGUUAGGUUAGGUUGCAUACAUAUUUAUACAGAUAAAUCUACUUUUGUAUCAUAGAACAUUUUAUUCCGAAUUGAUAUUUGAAUGAAUAUAAUAUUAUAUUACAAGAUAUUAUUUUGAUUUGCAAAGGAUGAAUUAAAUGUGCUGAUAACGGUGUCUUAUAAGACAUUUAUUUUCAUAAAAAUAAGAUCAUUUUUAUAAAAAUUAGUCAUUGCCAGUGAUUCUUACAUGAAGCUCCCAGAUUUCAGUGAUGCAACAGCAAUUAAUGAUCUGAUGAUGACAUUGUUGGAUCCCACAAUUAAAAUUAGAUUAUGCAUGUUUGGACAACGGACUAUAAUUACUCUGGAAGAUGUUACAAGAUAUAUGCUAGAAAGUGCAGUAAUAAAAUAAAUCCGAUCCAAACUGAGAAUUCAAUUCAUCUUCGAUGAAGAUUCAAAAGUCAUAUUUUUUGCAUAAUAUGGAUAACAAUCAAUUAAUUGAAUUGUCGCCGUCUCGCAUAAAUACAUUUUGCAAAAUGCUUUCGUCGAAAAAAUCAAGCGAUAAACAGAAAGACGAAAACACGAAGGACGUAGGUCCCGGUCUUUCUACACAGACAAACACGAAUUGUAGGAAAAAGAGAAGAGGCAUCCAGAGGAAAUACACUGCCAAGGUGGAUGAAUCUAAUGCUGAUCUAAAAGAAAGUGACAAGCAGCCCAGAAUCGUUUGGGUUGGCUCGAUCAAUGAUAUGGAGUGGAUUUGCAAGUUCUGCAAUAAAGUGUUUUCCUCGCCGAAUAACUAUGUUGAUCAUGUGUGCAAAGUUGAGAAACGGUACAUAUGUCUUCUCUGUUUUGCUGAAUUCACUAGGAACAGCAGUCUGAAUCGUCAUCUGAAGCAAACCCAUAAUGGCGAAAAGAAACAUGUUUGCUACUUAUGCGACAAAAGCUUUUCUGAGAGGAUCUAUCUGGAAAAUCAUUUGCGUAAACACAUCGGUGAACGCCCAUAUUUGUGUGAUAUAUGCAAGAAGUCAUUCCAUUCUAAACUAGGUUUGAAAUAUCACAUCAAGACUCACAUAGGCGAUUUCAAGUAUGAGUGCGAUUUUUGUCCCAAGAGAUUUCUAGAUAAAACUAAUAUGCUGGCACACUUGACGACGCACACGGGCGAGAAGAAUUAUAAGUGCGACAUAUGUGGCAAGCGUUUCGGCACGAUGCCAGCCUUAAUCCAUCACAAAGUUGUGCACUCGGAGGAAAAAAUAUAUACGUGUCAAUGCGGCAAGAGUUAUAAACAUAAAUAUUCUCUCAAACGGCACGAAGGCUUAGGAAUGUGCGGAUAUUCUCAAAAAUUAAAUGAAGUCGAACCUGAUUCGAAUUACAUUCCGGAUAAUUCGAAUAUACUCCUGAUAUCUAAAAUUCAUAAUUAUUCUAUUAAUAAUUUUAAAUAGUUGUUUAACCUAACUUA
Nylanderia fulva is the source of this 1645-nucleotide messenger RNA. RefSeq lists its product as uncharacterized. The record is from RefSeq and is a predicted model, not a curated record. Gene Ontology annotation, cellular component: nucleus. Gene Ontology annotation, biological process: regulation of transcription by RNA polymerase II. Lineage: Eukaryota; Metazoa; Arthropoda; Insecta; Hymenoptera; Formicidae. Gene Ontology annotation, molecular function: DNA-binding transcription factor activity, RNA polymerase II-specific.